AGUUGUUCCGGCCGGCAUUCAUUUGUCAUUUUCACGCCGUCUAAGUGCGUUGUGUAAAUUUUAAACGACCUCACUUAUUUAAUUUUCAACAAGAUGCCACUCCAGCUGACCAAACCCGCGCCCCAGUUCAAAACUACCGCGGUCGUGAACGGUGAGUUCAAGGACGUCGCGCUUUCCGACUACAAAGGAAAAUACGUUGUUCUUUUCUUCUACCCGCUUGAUUUUACAUUCGUCUGCCCGACUGAGAUUAUCGCAUUCUCCGAGAGGGCGGACGAUUUCCGCAAGAUCGGUUGCGAAGUGAUCGCCGCCUCCACAGACUCUCACUUCACUCAUCUCGCAUGGAUCAACACGCCGCGUAAACAAGGCGGUCUUGGUCCCAUGAACAUCCCGAUAAUAAGCGACAAGUCUCACAGCAUCUCUCGUGACUAUGGAGUGCUCAACGAAGAGACCGGGAUCCCCUUCCGUGGGCUUUUCAUCAUCGAUGAUAAGCAGAACCUUCGUCAGAUAACCAUCAACGACCUGCCUGUGGGACGAUCAGUGGAAGAGACCCUUCGUCUAGUCCAAGCGUUCCAGUACACAGACAAACACGGUGAAGUCUGCCCGGCUAACUGGACACCCGGAUCUAAGACCAUCAAGCCUGACACCAAAGCAGCCCAGGAAUACUUUGUAGAUGCUAACUAAGCUAUCAGUAGCUUUUUAUACAAUAGCCGUAGAAUCCAGCGCUUAAAAUUUUACUUGAAAUGAAAGGAAAUCUAUGUGUUUAUAUGACCUUUGGUACAAGCUGGUCUUGUUAAAUUUAAUAUAACCAUUGUAUAGAAAUUUGCUGUUAAUUUACAGUGAUGUAACAGAACCUAAAAAUAGAGCUAUUAUGAGAGAAACGGCAUAAAAUCAAUGUUUCAUCUUGUCGAUACCAUUUAAUCUACCAUCAAACAUGAGCGUAAUUGAAUGUUCAGUUAAAAAUUUACAUUUUGAGUAUAAAAGCGCUGGAUUUCGUGUUUUUUUUUUUUUCAUUUCUAAACUUGAAAUGUUCCUUUGCCUAUUAUUUAAAAAAAAAAUAGAAUAAUUUCUUGAAUGAGAAUGUCUGGUACAAAAUAAAAUAUGCUCUCUCAGUUAGAAAAACUGUUACAAGUAUUAUUCAUCGUAAAACAUUGUCUCCAUCAAUUGUAUCAAUUUAAACUUCAACAUUGUAUGAACGUUAUUUAUAUCACAUGUAAUGAUUGAAAUUAUAUUUUAAUACGAUAUGCAGAUGUAUGCGAAUCUCAGAACUGCAUACUUAUAGUAAAUGUUAUGAAUGCCUUUAGUAACUUAUCAGUAUUGGACAGUGAUGAUGUAGCUAUAUAUCGAGGCUGUAAUUAAAUACUGUCACGAAAA
Molecule: messenger RNA, 1371 nt
Organism: Melitaea cinxia (Glanville fritillary)
Lineage: Eukaryota; Metazoa; Arthropoda; Insecta; Lepidoptera; Nymphalidae
Gene: Jafrac1
Product: peroxiredoxin 1
Exons: 5
Coding region: 94-681 (195 amino acids)
Biological process (GO): hydrogen peroxide catabolic process; cellular response to stress; cell redox homeostasis
Cellular component (GO): cytosol
Molecular function (GO): thioredoxin peroxidase activity
Source: RefSeq, a predicted model, not a curated record